Molecule: messenger RNA, 3053 nt
Organism: Tupaia belangeri chinensis (Chinese tree shrew)
Lineage: Eukaryota; Metazoa; Chordata; Mammalia; Scandentia; Tupaiidae
Gene: TCAIM
Product: T cell activation inhibitor, mitochondrial
Exons: 11
Coding region: 39-1442 (467 amino acids)
Cellular component (GO): mitochondrion
Source: RefSeq, a predicted model, not a curated record
UCUGAUACUGUCCCGGAGUUUGGGUUUCUCGGAUUUCCAUGUCGCCACCAAAUUCGCUUUGCAACUGCAGGGCAGAGUUCAUGCCUCACUUCGCACAGAAUGCGGUUGCUGGGUGCCGGAAGGUGCUGUGCACAUACGCCACAAUGUUUUGCCACCUGAGAUCUGUGAGGAGGUUAUGCCUGGAGAAGACGUUCCCAUGCUGGCCCCUCUGCUCGAGGGCCCUGUCAGGGGCCCAGGCAGCCAACGCAUUGAGGCCUUUCUAUUUUGCGGUGCACCCCGAUUUCUUCGGACAACACCCCAGAGAGAGGGAAGUCAAUGAAAAUUCUCUUAAGAGGUUAAGUGUCUACUUAGAAAACCUGCAGAAGCCAGGCUUCAAGUCUCUGAAGCCAACUCAGCUGACGUUCUACGUACGAGAGACAGACCAGAAUUCCCCUGACGCCCAGGAGCCCUGCAGUGCUUCCGGACUCCGGGCAGUCCGAGUGACCUUGCACACCAGGGACCUGCUAAGCACAGUGUUGUGUAUCCUCAACUCCUGCAGCUUGCCUGUCGAGCACCUCCAGAGCGUGAGCACCGCUGUGCACCCCCAACCUCGCAAGGGAACGAGGAGGGCGCCCGACAGGCCCAUCAAGUGGGACAGGUCUUACUACGCCUUCACCGGCUUCAAGGACCCCGACGCAGACCUCGAACAAGUCUCAAGGGUGGAAACGACCCUGAUAACCUGGUUAGAUAACAAUGGAAAAAGUGCUAUUAAAAAGCUGAGGAACAGUUUACCGCUGAGAAGAGAACUAGAUCGUUUGAAAGAGGAGCUGUCUCAUCAGUUGCAACUGGCAGACAUCAGGUGGCAGAGGAGCUGGGGCGUGGCCCACCGCUGCAGCCAGCUGCACAGCCUGGGCCGCUUAGCGCAGCAGAGUUCAGAAGCACUGAGAAAGGCAAAAGGGUGCACGGUCAUAUUCACAGACCGCUCGGGCGUGAGCGCCGUGGGCCACGUGAUGCUGGGGACAGUGGACGUCCACCACGACUGGGCCAAGCUUUUUGAAAGGUUGCCAAGUUACUUUGACCUUCGGAGGAAGCUGAUGCUUCUAGAAGAUCAAAUAAGCUACCUUCUAGGGGGCCUGCAAGUGGUGUAUCUCGAGGAACUUCAGCCGGUGCUGACCCUUGAAGAGUACUACUCUCUCCUGGACGUCUUCCACCAGAGACUGCUGAGGAGCAGAGCCGCUUUCCACCCCCGCAGCCUGCAGGGCCUGCAGAUGAUCCUCGACAGUGACAGAUACGCCCCGAGCUUGCACGAACUCGGGCACUUUAAUGUGCCCGUGCUCUGCGACCCGGCGAGUCUCCGGUGGUUCAUCCUCGCUAAAGCUCAGCAGGCACGAGAGAGGACGAAGAGGAAGGAGGAUCGCCGGCCCUUUCUGGACCUCACCCUGAGCCCCUGCCCUCGGACAUGAAGACCGCUGCUACCCCGUCAUCAGCGGGCGCCAGAGCUGACGACCAGCACAUGUGGUGGGCCCCGGCACCAGAGCGAGCACCCCGAUGCUGCCUAGGACCAGGUGGCCUGACUGUGACCCCGUAAAGCCCAGAGCCCCCGCCCGUCCAUCACCCUGCACCUGGCCCCUCCUCCGUGUACUCUGGGUCUGAAUUCUUUCGCAGCCCGCCACUCAGGCCACCCUAACACCUCCACCCACCCUGAGGAGCUGGCGGGCCUGCACUCCCCUCUCCCAAAGGUGGCCAGGCCCUGGAGGGCUGCCCCAGCCUGGGUCUGACCUCCGGGCUUCAGGACCCUCUCGCUCGCUGCUUGGCUCAGCCGGACCCUCGGAGCACGGCCACAGGUGCUAAGGCUGGGUGGAGGGGAAACCGAGGCCAAGGAGCCAGAGUCCUGCCUGGGUCCCAGAACCUGCACCCUGAGGCCCUCGGCGGGACGGUGGCUCAGCCCCGCUCCUCCCACAGAGCUCCUGGGUCAGCAGGCGAGGCAGGCUUGGGAGCCGGAUCCCCCUCAGCUUUCUCCUGGAAUAUCUUGGAAGCUCCUCAGGAAGGGGCAUGGACCUCCUCUGACCUCUGACCUCUGUCUGUCCCACCUGGCGUGAAGGGCCUUGGAGCCUUGGGCCUAGCCAAGAACCAGUGAGACUGGGAGUCCCUGCGUGGGAAGAGCCCGCUGGGCUGCCGUAGGGGUGGGCUGGGAGGGUGCUGCUUCUUGGUGGGAGCUCGCUGGCGAGGCAUCUGGAGCACCUGGCCUCCUCCCUGGGGACUCUCCCCCUCCUGCCCCAGAAGUCCACCUCCUGGACACCUGGCAGCUUGAGCUCCCAGGGAAGGGACCCGGGUGCCCCGGACAAACCUGGGGGUGGAAGGGGUGCUGCCAGGGUGGCUGUGGCUGGGCGUGUCUGCGCCCCUCCGGUGUCCACCCUGAGACACCACCUGGAUCCAGCCACUUCGGGGCGUGGAGCUGCCUGGGCAUCCAGGGACCCGAGGUGUCUCCGAGGCUGCUCCUCCACACGGGUCCCAUGUGCCCAGGCCACUUCACCACCACCCCAGGACCCGUCCUCACCCCAGGGCUUCCUGCAGCCCUCGGCCAGCCUGACCGAGCAGGGCGGGUGUGCAGGGUGUGGCUUCUGUCCUGCUGGGCCACACCACGGGGCAGGGGGGGGCGAGAUGCAGGGACAGGGAUGGCACCAGGCUGCCACUGUCCAGAGCACCCUCAGGCACCUGCCCUACUGCAGCCCAGAGAGAACCCAGAGGGCGGAGGGCGGGACUGCCCCAAGGCCAGGUGGCCCAGGUGUGCCCCAAGGCCAUGGAGCCUGCAGGUCCCUGUCAUCCUGGCUCAUUCCCACCCUGACCCAAGGUCUGGCUCUGGCUAGGAACAACAUCCCGGCUUGCCCCAGUGCAGGAACCAAGCUGCUGAAAGACAGAGUUCAGAGCCAAGUCCCGAGGGACCAGCAGGUGGCAGGUGCUUACGUCGCUGCACUCACACUUGGCCGGACGCUGUUCAAAUCCUGCAUCUAGCAGCUUAAAACUCAAGCCAGGCAUACAUGUGUGUGUGCCCCAAAUCCUAGAGGUGGCCAUCC